Molecule: messenger RNA, 2326 nt
Organism: Epinephelus lanceolatus (giant grouper)
Lineage: Eukaryota; Metazoa; Chordata; Actinopteri; Perciformes; Serranidae
Gene: dpp7
Product: dipeptidyl-peptidase 7
Biological process (GO): proteolysis
Cellular component (GO): vesicle
Molecular function (GO): dipeptidyl-peptidase activity; serine-type exopeptidase activity
Source: RefSeq, a predicted model, not a curated record
UUAUUGGUCUCACUGUGCAGUAGCUGUUUGCAGCGUUAUCCCUGGAAUAUGAGUAACAUGUUUGCUUUUUUCACGGUAACACUAACCCUGUUUAGUGUCGAAGUGUUUGGCCUGCCGUACAGUUAUUCUCAGUCAAGAAAACAACAUGGAUUCAAGACGGAGCCGCAGUUCACAGAGAAGUACUUCAGCCAGACUGUGGAUCACUUCAACUUUAACAGCAUGGGGAAUGGAACAUUUAAUCAGCGUUACCUGAUCACAGAUAAGUACUGGAAGAAAGGCUAUGGUCCUGUUUUCUUCUACACUGGCAAUGAGGGAGACAUCUGGGAGUUUGCACUCAACUCUGGCUUCAUCACAGAGCUGGCUGCUCAGCAGAGCGCCUUGGUCAUAUUUGCUGAACAUAGGUACUAUGGCAAAUCUCUGCCGUUCGGCAAAGACUCCUUCAGCAUUCCUCAGAUCGGCCUACUGACAGUGGAGCAAGCCCUCGCUGACUAUGCUGUCAUGAUCACUGAGCUGAAACAGCAGCUGGCAGCAACAGACUGUCCCGUCAUCGUGUUUGGUGGCAGUUAUGGUGGAAUGCUGUCAGUCUACAUGAGACUCAAGUAUCCAAAUAUUGUGGCUGGAGCUCUGGCUGCCAGUGCGCCCAUACUGUCCACUGCUGGGCUGGGAGACUCGAGGCAGUUUUUCAGAGACGUCACAGCUGAUUUUGAAAGUGUUGCCACUGAAUGCAGAGAAGCUGUGAGAGGAGCGUUCCAUCAGCUGAAAGAAAUGGCAGAACGACAAGAUUACAGUCGCAUCCAGUCAGAGUUCUCCCUGUGUAAGGCUCCAUCAUCUGCUCAGGACAUCCACCAGCUCAAUGGCCUGCUGAGGAAUGCCUUCACUUGUAUCGCCAUGCUGGAUUAUCCAUACAGCACUCACUUCAUGGGCAACAUGCCUGCAAACCCUGUCAAGGUGGCCUGUGAAACUAUGUUGAGUGGACCAGACCUGCUCACCAACCUCAGGGACACUGCAGGGAUUCUGUACAACGCUACUGGGAUUCUGACCUGUUUUGACCUGUACAGUCUGUAUUUGGAGUGUGCUGAUCCCACUGGCUGUGGACUGGGUUUCAACAGCAUGGCCUGGGACUAUCAGGCGUGCACAGAGAUCAAUCUGUGCUAUGAGAGCAACAAUCUGACGGACAUGUUUCCUCCCAUGGCCUUCACUCAGAGAGACCGUGAGCUUUACUGCUCCAAACGCUGGGCUGUAGUUCCACGACCAGACUGGCUUAAAACCCAGUUCUGGGGCGACGCCCUCUCUACAGCUAGCAACAUUAUUUUCUCCAAUGGAGAUCUGGACCCAUGGGCAAAUGGAGGGGUGCGCAAAUCCUUGAGCUCAUCGUUGAUAGCUAUCAACAUCUCUGGCGGAGCCCAUCAUCUGGAUCUGAGAGGAUCUAAUGAUGCUGAUCCAGUGUCAGUCAUCACUGCCAGGAAGACAGAGGCUGACCUCAUCGCACAGUGGGUGAAGAUGGAGCGGACCAGAUUAAGACGGACACCUUAAAGCACAAGUUCAGAGUGUGUGUCAGGACUGGAAUGAUGUUGAACUGUUAUUUUCUGUGAAAUCAUGAGGGAUAUCAAAGACCACUGUAGCAUAAUUCAGAUCAUUUCAGUCUGUGACUCCACAUUAUGACCCAACUCCAUGUUGCAUAUUAACUGUAAUCAGUUGGUAUGUAAUAUCUCAUGUUCACUCUCUGCAGAGGAGCUGAAACUGAGUGAACUUAAAGGGAUAGUUUGAAUUUUUUUUGAAGGGGGGUUGUAUGAGGUACUAAUGUAUUACCUACAGCAGAUGGUGGUCAGGGUGCCCCGACGUUUGGAGAAGCAGACGGGAGUCCUGACACAGAAGCUCAGCAAUGUACUACUGUGGACAGGGGUUGGCAGCAAAAUGUAUUUUAGCCACCUAAUAAAAGUCUACAUUAGUCUAAGUGGACACUUAAUUGACAAUAUUUUUGCAGCUUAAUUGGCAAUCAGAGAGCCCUUUCCUUUGGCACUACAUUUUUUCAACUAGAAUUUAUGUAUGGUGAAAUACAAACAAAACGAGCAUCACAUGGACUGUAUUAAUAAUAAAUACUCCACAAUAAUACUAAUAACCAACACCAAUUCAUCCGUCAAUGAGAAUGUGUGUGUGUUCUGUUACUGUAUGUGUUUUUUAGGACAGCAAGAAAACCCGUAAACCAGAGAUACCACCAUGCCUUGAUCAGUGAAGACCUGCUUUGUUUUAAUUAGUCAAUGAUUGACACAAAUUUUCUGUUUCUGUUCAAUAAAAUCUUUAAUUUCUGCAUUUUUACAAAAUUAAA